AUGUUGCAUUACACUCCUGUUACUGAUAGAAUUGUUAACGAGCCGUCAGAUGUCCUCCCCAUGUCGAACUCGCAUUCGACCAACGAUGAUGCCGCUCCCGCUGCUUCGGUGAGCCCUGCUCGGGUUGCUGGUCAAGAUGCUUCCACCACCACUUCCUCGGCCCAGUCCCAUCAACUCCCGUCCGCCGCAUCUCCCUACUGUUCCGAGUCCCCUCCACUCCACGUCAUCCCCCCGGUCGACCCCCCAGAAGGCCAGGAACAUCACAUCAUCGUCUCUGAGCCGUCCGUGUCCCCGGGUCCUCCAACACCACCAGACGAACAUCAGCCCGGACAUGCUGCUCCUCCCGCUGCUGCUGCCGUCCCCACUCCCACCACCCUGGUCACAGAUACCACAGAUCAUACCGUUGCACAUGCCGCACAAGCUGCUGCAGACCAGAUUAAAUACCACCGCGGCCCUGCUGCCUAUCUCCAGAGACACCCCUCCGGUCCUGGCGCUUCCUUGCUGACCCAGGCUUUUGCUACAGCUCGUGGCACAAAUAAUAACAACCCCCUACAAAAACAACCAGGUGAUAACACUCCGUCUCAACCUCAACCUCAAGUCGUCUCGUCUCAUCCUCUGUCCGCCGUUCCGUCUGAAAGUCAUACCAGACAGCAGCACGAUAACGACCGUCGACCACAAGGCCACCGUUAUGAAGAGCAGCCCUCCUUCCAAGACGAAGAAGACGACGCCUUGACCCCGAGAGCCGGCUCCCCUCGCAACUCCAACAACUUUCACAAGACACACACCAUGUCGUCCAUGACUGCUACCAUCACGUCCACCGCCACCAUGACGGGCCCUCCGUUGGGUGGCGUCAUCGAGCUCGAUCUGCGUCAGGUCAACUCCAUGCUCAAGGGACACCGCGAAUACCUUACAAAGAACAAGGGCCGAGGAAUGUCUCUAGAACGGACCGAUUCCACAGAUGCUGAUAGUAGCCAUCCUGUCGUCUCCACCAAGAUUUCGGAAUCCCCUACCGCUCUGAACAACAAUGAUGGAGCCGCUGACAACGGUGACAAUGCUAUUCCCAGGCUGCGCAAGGAUCAACGAGCACAGACGGUUCCCGAAAAGGCAUGGUCCAUUGGCGUGGGAGAGCUGACCGAUGACCAGGACGGCAUGGUUGAAAAGUCCAUUACCGAGGUCCUGGCCGGUGUCGAGCCCAAUGCCCGCAGCCGCAAGGCCAGCCACAGUUUGCGCUUCUUCAAGGAGGGUCUGCCUGACGAAAAGUCCAAGAAGAAGGAUACCAAGCGAGAGAGGCUCCCUUCGACCGCCGAGACGGCUGAGGAUACCGAGACAGAGGGUGAAGGAAAGUCACGGACUACUACUGUGCCUGCAUCUACAUCAGAGGACACACAGUUACCCGAAACUGACGAACCAGCCCAGGCUCACUCUGUCCCCUUGCUUACUCCAGAAACCCCGGCCGGCGAUAAAAUUGCUCAAGAUUAUUUCUUGCCCAAGCCGGUUGAGGAGCCGGCCCAGGUAAAGCAGCAGCAGCAGCAGCCUCCUGCUACUCCGGGUCGCGAGCAUACGAGUGCAGUCCAAGAUGCUACUACAGAGUCUGGCUACAAGUCUCCGUCGUUGGAUCGCAAGCCAGAGCCGCGGCGCAAGUCCGAUGCUAGCAUUGACGGUGGAUCGCAUACAGAGGAUGGCGAAGAGUCUGGGGAGGAAAAGAUUUCGUCGGCCGUGUUCCUACCGCAUCAAGGCCCCGAGGAGGCUGAGGAGCACUCCGACGUGCCUGGCGCGGCUUCUUCCCGAACCGCGCUUCCGUCAAGAACACAUUCUCGAGCUGAAGAUUUCCAUCCGUGGCUUGUGAAAGCUGGUGAGCCUGAAGUCGAAUGUCCAGACGAGUGUCCUGACGUUGAAAAGACCCAUCGGCUUGCCAAGCCUGCCGACAGCGCUGCUACUACUGUUCCUUUUGUAGGUUCUCAGAUAGACACUGGCAAAGUCAAUGAACCUGCCGUUGCGGACGAGAGUGAAACUGGUGUCUUUCCACCCCAAACAAAGCCGUCCCAGUCCAUUGCGCAUCAUCAUCCUCAUCAUCCCUUUCAUCCCGAAGAGACCGUCCAUGACCACCAAGGGGAGACCAAAGAGCAGCCCCUAGAUGCAAUUGAACUGAUCCCUUACAAACACCAAGUCGGAGGGCACACCACCCUCUGGCGCUUUUCUCGGCGGGCCGUCUGUAAACAGUUGAACAACCGAGAGAAUGAAUUCUAUGAAAAGAUUGAACAACAUCACCGCGACUUGUUGGCUUUUUUGCCGAGAUAUAUUGGUGUUUUGAACGUCACCUUCCAGAAGAAGCCUCGACGAAAGUCGGUGCACAAGAAAGACGAGGCGGCCACUGCUGCGCUGGAAGCCCCUGCAGCGGGCCAAGACGAAGCUAGCUCCGGUGCUAAAGGGAACGAAGCAGCGCCAACAAACGGUGCCCAGCCGGCACAGCCUGAGCACCAGCGCAUCAUUAGCCAGUCGCUGCAGCAACCACUGGGUCAGAUCCCUACUGUCACCUUUGUUGAUAAUCAACACAUUCUCCCACGGAGCCUGAUCCAGCCAGCAUUGGCCUCGUCAAGCUCCUUCACUCGUUUUCGGAGUGCCUCGGCCUCUGUCCAAGGGGGUAGGGCUCCCAACGGACAAUAUGUCUCUGAGAACCCCAGCCACAUGUUGCGGCCAAGGCUGGAGGACCGGCAUGCUAACAGCUGGGGAGCCACCAUGGUAAAUAAGCGACUGCGCAACGAGGUGUUCAAUGACGCCUUCCUCAAGCAGCCCAUUGCUGUUCACCGUCACAAGAAGGGUCAUCAAAGGCCCUUCUCCCGGAGAAGUCUGCAGCCAGUUCUCCGCCAUACCGAGUCUGAUCCAAACUUGGAUGUCGCUCAAGAUGCCAAGCCGCGGGCCAGCAGUGCCGGUGAGGAGUCGCGCCUCAAGCCCAGCGACCUGGUACGAAGCGAGGAGAACUUGGCUGCCGGACCGCGCAGCUUUAGUGAAGAAAGAGUGGCAGACGACGGGCCCAAGGACGUGACGGGGACUAGUGCUCCUGAGCCAGAGAUUCUGAAGGAUGCGUCGCCCGCUCAGCCAAAGAAGAAGCGUCGGUACUCGGGGACAGGAUUGAGGAGGAAGCCGAAGGAUGUCCAGGAUGCGCGGGGUGAGCUGCAGUACUUUGAGGAGGCUGACUCGGCUGCCUACAAGGCUGAUGACGAGGAGCCCGUGUUUGAGGUCGAGCCUGUUGACGUCCCGGAUGUACCAGGAGAGGAGUCCAUUGGACCUUUGGACACUAGGCACAAUGGCACCAACGGCGUCAACGGCGUCAACACCGAGUCUGCCAUCGCCGAUGACCUGGCUCCUCCCAGUCCGCACACGGAAAUCGCCAAGAUACCUCGCCCCAUCAACCCCAAAGAAGCCCAGACGCAAACCGACUCCCGCGUCGAGUACUUCUUGCUGCUUGAAGACCUCACUGCCGGCAUGAAGCGUCCCUGCAUCAUGGACCUCAAGAUGGGCACCCGUCAAUACGGCGUCGAAGCCUCCCCCAAGAAGCAGAAGUCUCAACAAGGCAAAUGCGCAAAGACCACCUCCCGCGAGCUCGGCGUGCGCGUCUGCGGUCUCCAAGUCUGGGACGUCGCCACCCAGUCCUACGUCUUCAAAGACAAGUACUACGGCCGCGACCUCAAAGCCGGACAAGAGUUCCAGGACGCCUUGACCCGAUUCCUCUACAACGGCGUCGACCGCGCCUCCAUCCUGCGCCACAUCCCCACCGUCCUCCACAAGCUGUCGGAGCUGGAGGUUAUUAUCAGGAGAUUGAAAGGCUACCGCUUCUACGCUGCUUCGCUACUGAUGUUCUACGACGGCGAACCGCUCCCCCCUCCUGCGCCUCCCACGCCUACUGCCACCACACACUCCGAGUACGACACGGCAGUCGAAGAUUACUACUCUACCGACUUUGCGACUGACAACGACGACGCCGCAUCUAACCACCCCCAUCAACAUCACCCCCGCACCCACACCCUCAACGGCGGCGGCAAAAAGAAAAAAGACAAGCACGAAAUCGACUUCAAGAUGGCGGACUUUGCCAACUGCGUUACGGCUGAAGACUUGGCUGCCAAUGGAAUCGAGGGCAAGCCGUGUCCGCCUAGCUAUCUAGGCUGGGUUUGGUAGGAUGAACGGUACGUUGAACUUGAUGGGCAUCCGAAGGUUAUCGAGAGGUUAAAAUGGACUGCUGUAACGAUGUGUAUUCAGUGUAUACCUUAUAUAGACGGGGACGAAAACAAAAACAAUGAGAAAACUAU
Messenger RNA from Neurospora tetraspora, 4304 nucleotides. RefSeq lists its product as uncharacterized. Bases 1 to 4173 code for a protein of 1390 amino acids. Gene Ontology annotation, biological process: inositol phosphate biosynthetic process; phosphatidylinositol phosphate biosynthetic process. The transcript is spliced from 4 exons. Gene Ontology annotation, cellular component: nucleus; cytoplasm. The record is from RefSeq and is a predicted model, not a curated record. NCBI's taxonomy places the organism in Eukaryota, Fungi, Ascomycota, Sordariomycetes, Sordariales, Sordariaceae. Gene Ontology annotation, molecular function: inositol hexakisphosphate kinase activity.